GAGGGGGGUUCGCAAUCGCAUACAGUUUGCUGUUGAACAUGUCUGUAGAAUAAGGAAGUGGAGCUGGAGAAGGGAAAUGCUAGGAUGGGAGUAUAGUUACAGCAUGGCGGCGGAGUUAGUGGACUAUGGAAGUAGUUUCUGGGCUCCUUUCUUACACCCAAGCAAAGGUUGCAGUGUUGUUUGGGCUGUCUGCUGGAAGCAAUGCGCAAAAAUGUAAAAAGAUGGAAGAAAAAGUGCUCGAGGUGUACGAUAUAAUCCGUAAUAUCCGUGAUCCAGAGAAACCAAAUACCCUGGAAGAAUUGGAUGUUGUGUCUGAAAGCUGUGUGGAAGUUCAGGAACUGACAGAUGAGGAUUACCUUGUUAUUAUAAGGUUCACGCCAACAGUGCCACACUGUUCGUUGGCAACUCUCAUUGGCCUUUGUCUACGUGUAAAACUUCAGAGAUGUUUGCCUUUCAGACAUAAGUUGGAGAUCUACAUUUCUGAAGGAACUCAUUCUACUGAAGAAGACAUCAACAAGCAGAUCAACGAUAAAGAAAGAGUGGCAGCAGCAAUGGAAAACCCAAAUUUACGAGAGAUUGUGGAACAGUGCGUCACCGAACCUGAUGAUUAGCCAUUUCAUUAUUGCGUAGAAGAUGCAGUGACUUGCUACCAAACCUGCAGUUUUACAGUGUUCUUGCAUGUUCAUAGAUUUUAUCAUGUCUGACAAGGCCUUUUUUAUAACAUUCAGAGACAUGAUUAUGACAAAAGCUCAGGAAAAAACGUUCCCGAGGACCUCAAUACUUCGAAUUCCUGAUCUUUCAGUGAGACCGUGUAUUCAGUUGUGUUUAUAUAUUACAUAAAGAAACAGAAGCAUUUCUAAAAAAUAUAUUUUCAGAUAGGAAAGCUUCAUUAGUUUUUUUUUUUUUUUUUUCUUAAAGGUUUAUGGCUUAAAUAAAUGUCUAGACAAAUCCGCUAAUAAAUAUAAUUUAAAAAAAAAUUGUAAAACUGAAAAUAUCCAUUGUGAUGUAUAUUUAUGUUGGUGAUUUUCUUAUUUAGACCAUCUUGCUCCCAAAGUUUUGAUAACUAUACUGUGUGGGCUUUUUGUAUGUUAAUGGUUUAUGCAUGCAUCUUUUCAGGUAGUUUAUGAUCUCAAAAGGUUUAGCAACACAGCCACUCUUAACUGAUUUUUAAUACAUGUACAAGCUGUAAUUUUUAUUUAGAUGUAGUAUAGAGCCUUUAACGCUUGACAGUUAAUAAUGCUGUUCUGGUGUUUUUCCAGUUAUUGACUGUAGAGAAGUAACUAGAACUGACUGUCAUUUAGCAAGUGUUCACAGCUGUGUAAGGCUAGAUACUGGCACGUGUUUCAUACUGCUGUACAUUAACACAGGCAGUUAUGAAGUGUGUUUUCAAAUUUAAUUUUUCUUUGUCAUUUGACCAUGCCGUGAGAUCCCAGAGUUAACAGCUUUUCAGCUAGUGUUGGAGAGCAUUAAAACUGACUGGUGAUAGACAGCUUGUCACAGUGAUAUCCCUACAUGUAUCAGUUCACAGGAAUCCCUAAAACAUGGGGUUUGCAUCAUAUUUAAGUGAAUGAUGUAGUAGGAGAGCUUUUAGUCUGCAUAUGGCUUAAAUCUCAACAAUGAGAACUGUGAGUAGUACAAUUAUAACAUAUGAAAGUAGCACUUGUUAAAUUAAAAGUUGAUUAUAGAGCACUGGA
Molecule: messenger RNA, 1694 nt
Organism: Protopterus annectens (West African lungfish)
Lineage: Eukaryota; Metazoa; Chordata; Ceratodontiformes; Protopteridae
Gene: CIAO2A
Product: cytosolic iron-sulfur assembly component 2A
Exons: 5
Coding region: 126-611 (161 amino acids)
Source: RefSeq, a predicted model, not a curated record